Molecule: messenger RNA, 1368 nt
Organism: Cynara cardunculus var. scolymus (artichoke)
Lineage: Eukaryota; Viridiplantae; Streptophyta; Magnoliopsida; Asterales; Asteraceae
Product: ELMO domain-containing protein A-like
Exons: 9
Coding region: 96-926 (276 amino acids)
Source: RefSeq, a predicted model, not a curated record
CCUCUUCAUUUGAUAUUUUAUUCCCAAAUUCAAGAUGUGCUGCGCCGGUGUUUCUGGUUCAUAAAUGGUGGAACCAAACCUCAAAUAGUGUGUGUAUGUGUGUUUUUCUCGGAAUGGAUGAUAGAGGCGGAGACGACGGUGGAUCAUUUGUCGCAGUUCGGAGGAUUUCGCAAGGUCUUGAUAGAAGCAAUACUUGUCAUACAACUUCAGAUGAGGUUGUUGCGGGCUCAACAGCAUGGCUGGGCAGAAGCCUCUCAUGUGUUUGUGUUCAGAGAAAAGAAGGCGACUCUCGCCCGUCAUUUGAUUUGACACCUGCCCAGGAGGAUUGCCUAAUGAGGCUGCAAAACCGUUUAGACAUUGCCUAUGAUGGUUCAGUUCCAGAACAUCAGGAAGCGUUAAGGGCAUUGUGGAAAGCUGCCUUUCCACAAGAGGAACUCUGUGAUCUAGUUUCUGAGCAGUGGAAGGAAAUGGGGUGGCAAGGGAAGGAUCCUUCCACAGAUUUUCGGGGUGGUGGGUUCAUAUCACUGGAGAACUUACUGUAUUUUGCCCGGAAUUUCCAGAAAUCAUUUCAAGAUCUUCUUCGGAAGCAGGACGGUGAGAGGGCCAUGUGGGAAUAUCCUUUUGCUGUAGCUGGUGUUAACAUCACAUUCAUGCUUAUUCAGAUGCUUGAUCUUGAAGCAGUAAAACCACGAACUUUUGUUGGAGCGACCUUCCUGAAGUUUCUUUCAGAAAAUGAAUCUGCAUUUGACCUACUGUAUUGCAUCACGUUCAAGCUAAUGGAUCGUCAAUGGCUUGCCAUGCACGCGUCCUACAUGGAUUUCAAUGCUGUGAUGAAAUCAACACGACGUCAGCUAGAAAGAGAGCUUUUACAAGAUGACGUCACACGGCUCGAGGAAUUACCUUCCUAUGGUCUUCUUAGUCGAUAGAUAGCAGCAGGUAGUUUUCGUUUGAUUAAAGAACUUUCACAAGAAAGCAUACGAUGAGAGUACAUCGAUGAUGUAUGCCGAAUAUAUCCAUCCCCAUUCCAACAACACAAAUCUACAAGUCUAUAUGACCCAUGUCGUCGAAUUUGAUUUCCUGAAAAGCGAAAAAAAAGAGCUUUCGGUUUUCUCUUACUUCCUACAAACUGAAGAUUCAAUUUCGGGAAUGCUUGCUUAGUUUGUUGUACGAGAGGUUUAAGUGAUGCUUUCUUUGUUUCAUCUUUACUCUUAGAAACUAGUAUCGACCGAUGUUUCUAUACGUUUUGAGUUUUGAGACCUAAACCGUUGGAAUUCGAAGUUUGUGUAUUAGCGUAAUAACCCAUUUUUAAAUUGUCGAUGAUCGUGAACUGUGAGCUUCUUAUAUAUUUUAGAUUCCGGUGGUUUGUCG